Mya arenaria is the source of this 2484-nucleotide messenger RNA. Its product is annotated as zinc finger protein 862-like. Bases 1 to 2484 code for a protein of 827 amino acids. The record is from RefSeq and is a predicted model, not a curated record. Gene Ontology annotation, molecular function: protein dimerization activity. Lineage: Eukaryota; Metazoa; Mollusca; Bivalvia; Myida; Myidae. The transcript is spliced from 5 exons.
AUGCAAAAUGGCGACAACUAUCCUUUAUUUACGAAAGGAUAUGUACCGGAUUGCAAAAAACGGAAAACAGAAACCGAAAAAAGGAAAAAAGAAUAUGAAGCUACGGGGAGGAAGCGUGAAUUUAAAUCAAACUGGCUCAAGGAGUUCACAUGGCUACGAUACGAUUGUGCAAAGAAUCAGAUGACAUGCAACACGUGUAAAGUUUAUGGCAAUGAAACUGUAGGUCCAUUUAUCUUGGGUUCGAUGACAUUUAGAAAAGAAUGUUUAAAAUCACACGAGAAGUCGGAGUGUCACAUGUUGAACAUUGAAAGGGAAUAUGCAAAACUCAACCCCACGAAAACGAUUGCACCCAAAACCCUCCAAUCUCUCAACCUGAAAACAAUGAACCAACUUAGUUUGAAAUUUAGAAAUGCCCAUUUUCUCUGCAAAUUUGGUAAACCCUAUACAGACUAUGAAGAACUUUGCAAAUUGGAUGAAGCGAAGUCCCUUGAUGUUGGAAGUCAGUAUGGAAAUGACAAGGCAGCAUUGGAGUUUACAAAAUUCAUUGCAGAGGCUGAACGUGAGCGCAUAAGAAGUCAUAUUAAGACAUGCAAGUUUGUUUCUGUUAUAUCUGACGGGACCACAGAUUGUUCGUUUCAGGAAGCAGAAAUUGUUCUAAUAAGAACUUGCAGUAAAGGUGAUAUCAGUGUGUUCUUUUCUCUUGUUAAAAAUGUUCCACGUGGAGAUGCACAGACUGUGUGUGAAGUUUUAACAAGUGGUUUGAAACUUUUAUGUCCUGAAUUUAAAGAUAAAUUAAUAGGAACAGAUGGCGCUAGUACAAUGCUAGGAGCCAAGACCGGUGCAGUUCAAAGACUACGGGAGUUGACAGAUAGACCAUACAUUGUUGGAGUCCACUGCAACGGGCACAAAUUGGAAUUGGCUUUCAGAGAUUCAUUAAAAGCCAAGAUUACAUUGUUCAAUAAAGUUGAACUUUUCCUCAUAAAUCUCUACUACUUUUACCGUAAUAGUAAUGUGACCAGAACUGGGUUGAAGGAUUCAUACAAAACUCUAGGAAUGAAAGUAAUGUUACCAGUUCGCAUUGGCGGCACCCGUUGGCUAUCUCAUAUGAAAACAGCAGUUAACGUCUUUUUAAAUGGAUACAACGCCAUAGUACAACACCUUGGCCAGUUGCAGAAUAGAGAUGUCCAGGUCAGUCGCACUGAGAAGGGUAAUAAAGCACUCCAUUUUUACCGUGCUGCCAGAUCUAAGGAUGUAUUUCUACUUAUGCAUUUCCUACUUGAUGUCCUUGGAAUCCUAUCUGAAGUCAGUAAGAAGUUCCAGGAGAAGACAUGUCUCAUUCAAGAUAUUCUAACAGAAAUAGACAUGGCAAUCAAAUCAUUGGAAAAGCUUAAGACUAGAGAUGGUUUACACUUGCGAGAGGCUUACCAACAUGCCAAGUUUAAUGAGCUGACUGGUAAUGAGAGAGCAUUUGUGUCUGCACGAGAGAAACUUAUAUCAGCUAUAAUUGAGUCUCUUCGCCUACGUUUCACAGACCAACCAGGGAUUAUUUCUGCUUGCCAGGCUUUUAGUUUGAGACUUUUUCCUGCUCAUGAAUCUGAUGCAUUAGAUUAUGGAGAUACUGAAGUUGACAUGCUGGUGGAUUACUUUAGGCAGGCACUGGAAACAGCAGGGACAGAGGUAGACCAGUUAGCACCGGAGUGGACCAAACUGAAAUCACACAUUUAUAAGAGAUUUGACAAUCCAUCCACAAUCACAUGGAGAGAUGUUAAUAGUAAACUUGGACAAGUUUGUCCAAACAUCUUGCAGUUAGUGGAUCCUGUUCUGUCCAUUCCAGCCUCUUCUGCAGAUGCUGAAAGAGGGUUUAGUCGGUUGAAAAACACCAAGACUGACAAGCGAUCUAGACUUUUAAAUGGACAUUUAUCGGAUCAGCUUAUGAUCAUGAUGGAAUCUUCAGAUCCAAACAGCUUUGACCCAGUUCCUGCCAUUACUUUAUGGAAUGUUGGCAACAGAAGAGUUCAACAGGAGCAAACAGUUAAUGUGGUCCUGGCAAAUGGUGUUAGAGAUGAUAGUGCCAAUAAUACUGUUAAUGUUGUUGAACAUGACGAAAACUUUAAUGUUGUUGAACAUUCACCAGAUAGAGAAACAAUGGUGUCCUCCAUUUAUGUUGAAUCUAGUCCAGUAAAUUAUGUGUCUAAUACUGUCAGUGUAGGUUCAGAAAAUGAACCUAAUGAUGAACUUGUUACACUUGAUGAAAAUUCGAAUACUGUUCAAAAUUCAAGUGAGAGAGAAACACUUAUUAAACCUAGUCAUGUUGAAUCUAGUCAUGUAAAAAUUGUGUCUAAUAGUUCUGAACAAGAGAUUUCUAGUCAGGUUAAUGUAGUUGCUCUUGAAAGAUCUGAAUGCAAUGAAAAAUCAGUGCAAUGUGAAAUUAAUGAAUGUAAAGAAUCUGUUGAAAUAGGUAUCCAGGUUAAUGUCAGUGAUUAA